This is a messenger RNA of Klebsormidium nitens, 3125 nucleotides long. The record is from the annotation of a GenBank genome assembly. Lineage: Eukaryota; Viridiplantae; Streptophyta; Klebsormidiophyceae; Klebsormidiales; Klebsormidiaceae.
CCGGCUUAUGGCAUCCUGGGCGUUCCAAUUUCCGCCACCCUUAAUUUCGUUGAACUACGGGUACCAUGGCAGACGGGCAGUACGUACCGGUGGUUGGAACUUGAAAGUCUGUGAAGCAGAGCUAGGGCUAGGACUCAGUAGGCUAGGGAAUGGGGUUCCGAAGAGAAGGCGGAGAGGAUCUCGACGACGAUAUAAAAGAAGCAUACAUACAUAAAGCCUGAGGGGGAUAAUCGCAGUGCUGGCCUUCCUCAAACCAAGGCUACUGCGGACUCGCACGUGCUUCAUGCAUCGAGAUGAGGACCGAACCUGUGCGCUGCCCAGUUGCAAUACUAGCCGUACUGUUCCAGCCAACUUUGCAAUCAGCGAGCUAGACCUCCUUCAGCCCCUUUUAAAGCCAAGCCACACUUUAGAAUGCUACCUGGCCCACCAGCCGUCGCUUCUGUAUCUUUCUUCCAUCUUUUGAAAAGAAGAAUCGUAGAGGAGCUGGGAAACUAUCUUCUCCUGAACAGGAGAAAAGAGUGACCUCUGCCUGGUUGUUUCUCGUUUCCUUGCCCUCGACAGCGCGAUGGCAGUGCACAGCGUUCUGCUCCGCCGGAGCCUCUCUCGUGUCCUGGGUACCACCACCUUCAGCUGGCACUCCCCUCCCUCCUCUAGUUACAAGGCUGUUCCUGGGGUUGAAUGUAGAGGUUCAAGCCUGAGCGAUCGAUGGGGUUUCUGGGGGGCAAGCUACUUGGGCUUGAGGCGGGGCUUCUUCGUGAGAGAGAAACACGGCCGGCAAUCGUCGCUGAAUGAGGACGAGAUUGCCGAGCGAGUCCGGCUGGCCGUACGGGCGGCAGGGUCUAGGAAGACAGGUGGCGGCCGUCCCAAAGUCCGGAGAAAACGGAGCGUUCAGUGGGCGCCUCCCGCUGGAACCGCGGGCUCUGAAGACCUCAUCGAAUCCGAAGUUGUGUUGAGAGAAGACCAGGCAUUAGGUCAGGUAGUCACUUCUCAGGCCAACUUCAUGCGCGUCCUGGUGGAGAAGAGCGAAGCGACAGCUGGCGACGAAGCGGCGACAGCUGGAGGGGAAAAGGCGACAGUCAGUGGCGAGAUAGCGACAGCUGGCCAGGCUUCGGCGCCAGCUGGCAGCCCCAGGAACGGCUCCGAGCUGCUGUGCGUGGUCCGGGCCCUACUGAAGAAGAUCCGGAAACGAGUCCUAGUGGGGGACAGGGUGCUAGUCAGUGCAAUAGACUGGGUGGAGGGGAGGGGAAUGAUCGAGGAGAUUGUGGAGAGGAAAAGUCAAAUGGAGGAUCCCCCAAUCGCGAAUGUGGACCAUUUCCUGGUCCUUUUUGCGCUGGCGCGACCGCCGCUUGAACCGAUCCAACUUAGCAGGUUCCUCGUAGCGGCAGAGCAUGCGGGAAUCCCGUUCACACUGGCACUCAAUAAGGCCGAUUUGGCACCCCCAGGUGCAGCGCAAGCCUGGAAGGAGCGCCUCGCGGGGUGGGGUUACAACGCUCACAUUCUGAGCGUCGAGGGGGGCGAGGGUCUGGAGGGCGUCUUCCGGGAACUGAGCGGAAAGACGACCGUCGUGGCCGGUCCAAGCGGGGCCGGGAAGUCGAGUUUGAUUAACCGGCUCAGGAAAGAUUCGGUACGGCUCGCUGGAGCACAUGCUGACGACGACGGUGUCGUCAGCAAUGUGGGUGGUGAAAACCGGGACGGGGGUGACGUCCGUGGCGUGGUGACGGUCGCAGAGAGAGGGGACGGGGCGACGGUGUCAAAAUCUGCUGGGGCGAGCGAGGGGGACGGGAUCGACACUGCCGGGGAGAGUUUGGCGGUCAGUGCGGUGUCUGCGAAGAGUGGGCUCGGGAGGCAUACGACCCGGAGCAUCGUGCUAAUAAGAUUGCCCCUGGGGGGUCUACUGGCCGACACCCCCGGUUUCAGCCUGCCCGCCCUUAGUAAAAUUACCGAGCAAGAGCUCCCCGUCUGCUUCCCGGAGAUCCGCCAACGCCUCGCGGCCGCCCACGCGGCCGGCCGCCACUGCGCCUACAAAGACUGCAAACACCUCGCCGAGCCCGACUGCGUCGUGUCCGGCCGCCGGAAACGGUCGGACGCGGAUGGUAACGGUUCGGUAAUGGUGGUCGAGGGGCCCGACGGGAGCCUGGAAGAGCGCGAGGUGUUCGAGUAUCAGGAGGGGUUCGCGCCGUGGGAACGGUACGAGGAGUAUAAGCGGUUGAUGGCGGAGGUCAAGGAACGGGAGGAUAAGGAGCGGUGGGCGUACGGAACGAAACGGGAGAGCGCGGUACGGGUGCGGAAGACGGACGGGGCGACUGGGAAGCCGAAAGUGGAGCCGCGGUUGGCGCCCCAGAAGCAUCGGCGUGAGUCGCGGAAGCUAGCGAAACAGGGGUUAGAGACUUUGUUAGACGAAGAGUCCGAAGACGAGGAGGAAUCGGAGGGUUUGGUGGCCGGUUCAGACGAGGGUUUGGAGGAAGGUUUGGAAAAGGAUGUGAAGGAAGAAACGGAAGCUGAGACCGGGGGCUUGGAACCGGUCAGUUCUGCGGGCGAGAAUGGGGGGUCGAUUGGUCGGGGUGGGGAAGCGGGGAACUCGCGAAGGGUGCAGACCGAUGGGCGGGGUUCCGGGUUUCCGGGGGAAAGCAGUUCACUGUAUUCGGAAGGGGAAGAGCCUGCCGACUUAGCAGAAGCGGGGGGGACGAGUGGCUCCAGGGGAACGGAACCGGAAGCAGGAAUCGACGCGGAAUCCGGGGCGCUCGUUGGCGCCGGCGAGUCUUCAGAGUCUUUGGGUCGGUUAGACGAAGAUGACGAUGGACGGUCAGAUGAGAAGGAAGACGAAGAUUUUAAGGAUUGGUUGAAGACGCGGGAGUUUGAGUACAAGUGGUGGGAAGAUAAGGACGCCCACUUGCAAGGGGAUUCCCGGCUUGCCUCCGUCAAAUCGACGAGGGACGUGCAACGGCAUUGGCGGUUGAGAAAGGAGAAGGUGUUGGAGAACAGGGAGACUGUCUUUGGAAAGAAGGGCCCGACGCCGGCGGGUCGAGAAUGAUGUGAAUGACACUUCGACUGAACUACGGUGUCAUUAAACUCGUUGUCAAGGAUUUUUCAGAAGUGUUGAAUCUUCAUACGUUUUAUGUCCUGGU